Messenger RNA from Diabrotica virgifera virgifera (western corn rootworm), 5632 nucleotides. RefSeq lists its product as uncharacterized. The transcript has 2 exons. Gene Ontology annotation, molecular function: odorant binding. The coding region runs from base 102 to 569 and encodes 155 amino acids. Lineage: Eukaryota; Metazoa; Arthropoda; Insecta; Coleoptera; Chrysomelidae. The record is from RefSeq and is a predicted model, not a curated record.
GUGGGAAUGACUUAAAGUAUAUAACACCGUCUAAAUUAAGUGUUAAUAUAGAAAAAAUAUAUUUAUAGUUAAUUUACGAUAGAGCGAGUUCAAUUUUCAAUAUGAAGAAAUUAAUGUUGUUUGGUUUUGCUCUUUUUGUGGUUGUUUUGGCUGUCAACACAGAAUCUAUAGACGACAAGUUGCUAUUAGGAAAAAAAUCAAAAGAACAUUACGACGCGUGUUCGAAUGAGUUCGGUAAACCACCGUAUUACAUUACAGAGGGAUAUGAAAACCUAAAAAAAGAAGACGAGGCGAACAUAGCUGCCUUUUUGCUCUGUUAUUUUAGAAAAUUAGGUCUUAUGUCAGAAAAUGGUAAUAUAAUUGAUGACGGAGUUCGAAGUUUGUACAUACAAAUAUAUGGAGAUAACGCUCGGCAAAAAGAAAUUAUAAACAACCUUUUGAAGAAAUGUAAACAAAUUAAUGACAAAAUUGGCUCCCAAUUGGCUCCAAAGUAUAAAGCUCUCGUUUUUGAACGAUGCACACAAAUGGAUUCCAUUAAGCCUGAUCAAAUAAAAUAUAAUCUAAAUUAAUCCACAUGUAUCGUCGCCCUCGGUAGGUAAAUUAUUAUUCCGAUUCCAUUUUUUUGCAAAAACUUACUCAAAAAGAGGUCCUUAUAACAAAUCCACAGGGUGCCAGGCGGAACCGUGGUCAAAAAAUUGUUUAAACAAUUUUUUUUAAUUCACAAAAACAAUGUUUUUAGUCCAGUCGGGUUAGACGAAUAACAGGCCUAACCUUGCAUUAGGAGCUGCCCCAAAUUUUAUUUUUCUAAUCUGUAGGGGGGGUCAAUAGUAGUGUAAAUUUAAAAUCUCGACUGAAUUCCGCCGUUGCGUUAGCCGCCAUCUUGAUUUUAAACGAGAACCGUUUUUGCUCAAUAUCUCCGCCAUUUUCAACUUUUCGACAAAAAGUAUAACAACCAAAAAUGUUGAAAAUGUAAUUUUCUAUCAUUUCUAUUAUUACAAUUUUUAGUGGACAGUAGAAAAUAGUGACAGUUAGAGCAUAAUUAUUGAAUUAUCUCGUUUAUUGUUAGUUUUACGACAUAAAUGGUUCUAUACAAAAAUAGGGAGAAUUAAAUUCUACAUAAUUUUAGUCUCUUUCAUUUUUUUGCUAAAGUUAAUAUUUAAGGUAGUAUGUAUGCGAUAAUGGCGCGAGCGUAAGACCUGAUUGAUUUUGUAGCAAUUGUUUUUGUUCAAUAUCUACGCGAUUUUCAACUUAAAUUGUUUCAAAUAUGAUUUCCUACAUUUCUUUUUAACAAUUUUUUUCAUGCGGUUAAUAUUUUCCGAGUUAAGUGGGAAAACAGUAAAAAGUGGUGGGGGGAGCAUAAUUACUGAAUUGAAUCUUUUUUCCGAGCUGCCCCAAAUUUUAUAAUUCUAUUCUUUAGGGGAGAUCAAUAGUAGUGUAAAUUUAAAAUCUCGACUGAAUUCCGCGCUUGCAUUAGCCGCAAUAUUGAUUUUAAAGGAGAACCGUUGUUGCUUAAUAUCUCCGCCAUUUUCAACUUUUCGACAAAAACGGCAGGAACUAAAAUUGUUGGAAACGCAAUUUCCUACAAUUUCUUUUCCACAAUUUUUUUUAUGCGAUCAAUAUUCUCCGAGGUAAGGAGGAAAAUAGUGGAAGCGAAGGGGAAGCAUAAUUAUUGAAUUGUUUCAUUUAUUAUUAACUUUACGACAUAAUUGUAGAUAAACAAAAAUAAAGAGAAUUAUAUUUUAUACAAUUUUUGAAACUUCCAAUGAAACACCAAUCAAACUAAGUACAUAAUUGACAUAAAUAAUAACUUAUAUGCAUUAAGUUCACUUAAUUUUAUGUAUUAACUAGCGGGUUUUAUUGGUUGAAUUUGUCUGUCCAUAAUUAAGUUUUAUGUCAGCUAACAUAUUUUAAAAUUUCAACAAUUUUUUUUUUAAAUUUUGGACCCCGUUGGGGGAAUUUUCCCAUUCCCCCUCUUAGACCCGCCCCUGGUUCUCUCGAAAAAUUGUAGUAAAUCGUAACUGCAACAAUUUCAGUCCUUACACUUGUUGUCGAAAAGUUGAAAAUGGCGAAGAUAUUGAACAAAAACAAUUGCUUUAAAAUCAAUCAGGUCUUACGCUCGCGCCUUUACCGCAUACGUACUACCUUAAAUAUUGAUUUUAUCAAAAAAAUGAAAGAGAUCAAAAUUGUACAAAAUUUAUUUUUCUUCAUUUUUGUAUAGGUUAAAAUUUGUUGUAAAAGUAAUAAUAAACGAGAUAAUUCAAUCAAUCAAUAAUUAUGCUCUAACUGUCACUGUUUUCCCCAUAACUCGGAAAAUAUGGACCGCACGAAAAAAAUUAUAAUAGACAAAAUUACAUUUUCAACAAUUUCAGCUUGUAUAUUUUUCGUGCCAAAGUUGAAAAUGGCGGAGAUAUUGAGCAAAAACGGUUCUCGUUUAAAAUCAAGAUAUCGGCUAACGCAACGGUCAAAUUCAGUCGAGAUUUUAAAUUUAUACCACUAUUGAACUCCUCUAAAGAUUAGAAUAAUAAAAUUUGGGGCAGCUCCUAAUGCAAGGUCAAAUGGUAUCCCGACUGGGCUAUUUCACUUCGCUCAAAUUUUUUUAUAUCAUUUGGGUCAUUCGGAGCAAAAAAGGUCUUUUGUGAUUUUUCUCUAAAAUUGAUUGUUGUCGAGGUAUACGCGUUUUAAAAUUUGAAAAAUGCAAAAAUGACCUAUUUUAAGGCUAAUAACUCAGUUAAAAAUUAUUAUUAUUAUGAAAGUCAGAAAUUGGCCAAAUCAAAGUUUAAAGCCUCCCUUCAAGAUCCUGAACAAAUUUGUGUCAUUAUUAUAUUACUAAGCGGUUAUUUUUAACUGUUAACAAUGAGCGCUAACCGCGUAUUGAGACGGCCGUCAAUGUGAGUGCGAGUGAGAUUCACCAUUGGACUGCCGGAGUGGUGCAUCUCUUUCACACUCACCAUUGACGGCCGCCUAAUACGCGGUUAGCGCUCAUUGUUCACAAUUAAAAAUAACCGCUUAGUAAUACAGUAAUGACACAAAUUUCUUCAGGAUCUUGUAGGGGGGCUUUAAACUUUGAUUUUAUUACUUUCUGACUUUCAUAAUAAUAAUUUUUAAUCGAGUUAUUAAGCCUUGAAAAAUAAAUCGUCAUUUUCGCAUUUUUCAAAUUUGAAAUCGCGUAUAACUCGACAAAAAUCAAUUUUAGAGAAAAAUCACAUAAGACCUUUUUUGCUCCAAAUGACCCAAGUGUUUUAAAAAAAUUUGUCCGAAGUGAAGACAUUGUUUUUGUGAAUUUGUUUAAAAAAAUUGUUUAAACAAUUUUUCGACCACGGUACCGCCUGGCACCCUGUGGAUUUGUUAUAAGGACCUAUUUUUGAGUAAGUUUGUGCAAAAAAAUCGAAUCGGAAUAAUUUACCUAACGGGGGCGAUUAUACAGCCUGGACUUAAUGUAAUUCCGUACAGGUUGGAAUAAAUUUUAUAUCAAAGUUUAGGUGAAAACAAAAGAUAGUACCCAGAAAGUAUAUAACUUAUAUAAGGGGAUCGUUGGGGAUAAUGAAAAAUUUACCAUUUUUGCACACAAUUUACUUUUUUAACUGCUGCGGUAAGCGGUAAUUCAUGUUUUUAUGAAGGUUUUUACCGUAAAGUGAAAGAUAAAAGCCUUCAUUUAAGACACAUACCGUGAGGACGUUUGAGUUGGAAUAAAUUCAUUAUCUUGAGAAGGGGAGAUCUUGUAGUACACUCGUCAGACCUCCAAACAGAGUCGAGCAUGUUGAAUGCUUGUUGAGCUUUUCGUAUCCUCAUACAAAUUUUGUUUUCUGUGCCUCCGCUUUCUGUUAUGACUCUUCCAAGAUAUGUAAAGUUUUCCUCAUUUUCAAUCUGCAUGUUGUCGAUAGUAAAUAUCGUGUUGUUGAUUGCCUUUAUUCUCAUUUCUCCUGGACUUGGUUUUACUAAUAUUAAUUUUCAAACCUAUUUUAUUGGUUUCAGUGGAAAGUUUUUCCAAUUGGUCAGCCACAUCUUUGAACCUUUGUCCUAAUAGGUAGAUUGCUUAGGCGUGUGAUUAACGCCCAUUGUAUACCUCUUGUGUCAAAGUCUACAGCUUUGAAGAGAACAUAGUCUAGAGCUAUGUUAAAAAGAAACGGAGAAAGCACGCAUCCCUGUCUAAAAAGACGUCAACGUCAAAUUCGUCACUGUUGAUCUUAUUGUGUGUCCCGCAUAUCGCCUCAGUGUACAGUGACUUUGUAAUGAAAAUUAUUUUAUGCUGGAUGUUUCUUAGCUCUACAAUUUUCCAUGCAUGAUAUAAGAUGAUCCAGCAUGAGAUAAGCUGUCAACGGCACGCUCGAAAUCAACAAAAACUAUGUAUAGGGGUGUGUUCCAUUCAACCGAUUGUGCCAUUAUUAUCCUCACUGUAUUACUGUGAUCUAAGCAGGAGGAUUCUGGUCUAGAGCCUGCUUGGUUAGCUCGAAAUUCAACCUUGUUUGUUGAUCUUUAAGUAUGAUGGUCGUUAAAAAACGGAAUCUCGGGAAAAAUGGUCCUACAAAAACUUUAUUCUGUUUUAGACGUGUGACAAAUUGUCAGAAACACGAAUAUCGAAACAGUAUUUCAAAAAUUUUAAUCCCCGCGACGUUAUUAAAAAACAAGUUAAAAACAAAUUAGAACAAUUUUCAAACGCCAUUUUGGAGGGGAGUUAAAUUGAAAUUUUGAUUUUUGAAUGAAUUUAUCGAAAACAUACAUAAAAAAGAGAAAUAAAACUUAUACUUUGUCGGCAAUAACCGCGUUUUUUUGCAAUAGUUUUUUUUUCUUUAUACAUAUUGGAUUCAUAACACAACAUUUCCUGCAAAAUAAGUUUUUAUAGUGCUCAUUUAUAACGCAAAUAAUAAUUUUGUAAAAAUUUGUUUUUCGAGCUUUAUUUAAAAUUAUUUAAAUAAAUGAGGGGCCAAAACUUAAUCUUAUAUGAAAGCUUUUUCUUUCAACUUUGUAGAAAAAUAUCUUAAAAACCUUCAUAAAACAUGAAUUACCACAGCAAUUAAAAUAGUAAAUUAUGUGAAAAAUAACCCAUUUUUCAUUAUUUAAAAAAUGAUCCCUCAUAUAUAUCUAUAUCAUACACUUCCAAGCAGUGGCGGAUCCAAGGGGGUGUCACGGGGGUCAUGACUCAUGUCAUAACCCCCCUACAGACGAAAAUAAAUAUUAAUUCAAUAUUCCUAAAAACAAAUGAAAAACCGAGAGCCGUUAAACAAAAAAAAAAAAAAAAUUUAGGCCCACCCAAAAAAUAAUUGAAACCCACUUAUCUUAGGGGUAGUAAGACGAAGUGAAAUUGAAUCAAAGAAAAGUAAUUAAAUCACCCUCAAUAUCCAUGACCCCCAAAAAAAAUUUUUUGAUCCGCCACUGCUUUCAAGAAAGUUUAUGAUAUAUAUCAAUAAUCUACUAACUUGAAAAUAUCUUUUGUUUUCAACUAACUUUGAUGUUCCAACUUGUACGGAAUUACGUUUUGCAUUGCAAUUACAUCUAAUUUUUUUAUUUAUAAUGAUAUCCCUUCUACCAUACAAUGGUGUAGGGUUAUACAAUGGUGUAGGGUUAAUUACAUCUAAUAAUUUUAUUUAAUUGGUAUUUUAUUGAAUUAAAUUAUAAUAAAAAUUUAAUAACCUAA